UAGUAAUUCAUUCAUCAUUGUUGAGAUGGGUGGAGAAUUCGUGUUGAACGUUGGAAUUUUGUAGAUGUGAUAUUGUUUUUAUUUGCGCACUUGUGUUGUACGCGAGGAUGUGUUUAGUUAUUUUUGCAUCGUUCGAUAACUGUAUUGUGUGAUACAAUUGAUACGAAUGUGUUGGGAUUUUUAAUUGUGCAGAUUUGUGUGUGUAGUGGUAAUCAUGCCGGGUCUCAUAGGUAUCGGCGAAUUUAUUGAGGAAACUCGAGAAGACUACAGUUCGCCGACUACAUCGACGUUCGUUUCGCGAAUGCCACAAUGCCGCCAGACAAUCAACGCUUUGGAAGAGACGUUGGAUUUCGACAGAGAUGGCCUGACCAAACUAAAGAAAGCAAUAAAGGCGAUACACAAUUCUGGAAAUGCUCACGUGGACAACGAGAUGUAUCUCUCCCGGGCACUCGAGCGGCUCGGGGGAAACGCACUCAGCAGGGACUCAGAACCAGACAUCGGCGCCGCCUUCUUCAAGUUUGCAGUGGUCACAAAAGAACUGUCAGCGCUAAUGAAGACCCUGAUGCAAAACAUAAACAACAUUGUGAUGUUCCCGGUUGACAGCGUGUUAAAAGGUGAUCUCAGAGGAGUUAAGGGUGACUUGAAGAGACCCUUCGAUAAAGCAUCCAAAGACUAUGAGUCCAAGUACCUGAAGAUUGAGAAGGAGAAGAAGUCCCAAGCGAAGGAGGCGGGCUUGAUCCGAAGUGAAGUGACGCCUGCGGAGAUAGCAGAUGAGAUGGAAAAGGAACGAAGAUUGUUUCAGCUUCAAAUGUGUGAGUACCUGAUAAAGUUCAACGAGAUAAAGACGAAGAAGGGGAUCGAGCUGCUUCAGCACUUAGUGGAAUACUACCAUGCGCAGACUAACUACUUUCAAGACGGGCUGAAGACGAUCGAACAUUUCGGCGUCUAUGUAGCUGAUCUGAGCGUGCAGCUGCAGAAGAUCCGACAGCAGCAGGACGACGAAAGGAGGAGGUUAUUGGAGCUGCGGAACAUGUUGAGGGCAGCCGCACCACAAGAUAGAGAGGUAUCAUCAUCAAUAGGCGGCUACUCGCUCCACCAGUUGCAAGGGGACAAACAGCAUGGGGUCACCAGGAGCGGCUAUCUCCUCAAGAAGUCCGAAGGGAAGGUGCGGCGGGUCUGGCAGAAACGGCGGUGCCGCGUCACAGCUGAAGGAUUCCUGGACAUAUUCCAUGCUGACGAGAACAAACCCCCGGCCAGGGUCAACUUGCUCACAUGUCAGAUAAAAGUCGCUGCUGAUGAUAAGAGGGCCUUCGAUCUAGUCUCAUACAACCGUACCUACCACUUUCAAGCUGAAGAUGAAAACGAGCAGAGAGCGUGGACAUCAGUCCUCAUCAACUGCAAGGAGGGAGCCCUAAUGAGGGCUUUCCACCAGCAGGCUGGCGAGAGCAACGAUACGGGUCACUCGCUCCUGGAUCUCCAGAGGUCCAUCAUUAGAGCCGUCAGGUCUAUGCCCGGGAAUCAAGUCUGUGCUGACUGCGGUUCUACCAACGACCCCACAUGGCUCUCAACGAACUUUGGCGUAAUCGUCUGCAUAGAAUGCUCCGGCAGUCACCGGGAGCUAGGCGUCCACAUAUCCAGGAUACAAUCGCUGACGCUGGACCGGCUCAGCACGUCGCAGCUGCUGCUGGCCAGACACAUGGGCAACCAGAUGUUCAACGAGGUCAUGGAGAACACGCUGGAUGACAGGGACAAGCUGACGCCUGAGAGCACCAUGGAGGAGCGGCUAAGGUUCAUCCGUGAGAAGUACGUGUACCGUGCCUGGGCCGCGCGGACCUGCUGCGACGCCGCCGAGCGCCUGUCUGAAGUGGAACAUGCAGUCAACAACGGACACCUACAGAACCUCCUCCAGGCGUACGCUGAGGGCGCUGACCUCGCCGCGCCGCUGCCUUGCUCGGACUGCGGAGAAACUGCUCUCCACCUCGCCAUAUCGCGGGAGCUUGGCGAUGGCUCCUGCCUCCACAUAGUCGAUUUUCUAGUCCAAAACGGCGGUUCAACGCUCCUCGAUAAGACUACGUCCAGUGGCAUGACCGCCUUACAUCUGUGCGCGGCCACGGACAGAACUGAACCUAUGAAGUUGUUGCUCAAAGCUGGGGCCGAUAACACGCUCAAGGAUGGCAGCGGGAGAACCGCUCUACAAAUUGCCAGGCAGAUGGGACAUCAUGCCUGUCAGGAGUUGUUGGAGAAUGUUGAUAAACGAGAGAAGAGUAUGUUUGAAAACAUAAAUAUAGACUGGAACCUAUCACAUGACGAUGGUUCAACAGAUUUCUCUGACGACGAUACUGUUAUUGACGAACGGCAAAAUGGUAGCGUAACUCCAGAGAAGAAGUGCCCCCGAUCUCGGCCUCCUUCAUACGCUGGAGGCGCUGUAGUCUGCACUGUAUCGAGCGUGUUAGGCGCCGGGGGUGGGGGCGAACGCUCCGCGGGGGGUGGGGACUCGCCCGUGCUGCGCUCGCGGUCAUCGACCUGCGACUCGCUGCACCACGCCCCGCCCACUCCUACUACGCUGCCGAGGAAGCCUAACGUCUGCGCCGUAGUGUGCACUGUAUCGAGCGUGCUAGGCGCCGGGGGCGGGGGCGAACGCUCCGCGGGGGGCGGGGACUCGCCCGUGCUGCGCUCGCGGUCAUCGACCUGCGACUCGCUGCACCACGCCCCGCCCACUCCUACUACGCUGCCGAGGAAGCCUAACGUCUAUAACAUUGGAAGUUUAAAGAAGAGGGCAGCGCCCCUCCCUCCCGCCGUGGCCCUAUCGCACCCGCCGCCACACCCCCGGUCGACGCCGUCGCCGUCCGCCGACAGCGCACGAUCGUUACACGUGGUAGGGGUGGGGGGUGCGGUGGUAAAGCACCGGCCGCAGCAGCCGCCGCCGACGCCGCCGCCCGCGACGCUACACAACGGCGCGCACCGCGACGAGCCCACACCGCCGCCUAGGAAGAAGAAAAAUAGAUUGCAUCUGGAAAAGGCGGUCAAAGCGAAACUGAGAAGGGAGUGUUCUAGUCAAGAUUCGUCGCUGGAGUUGUGCGACAUGUCGGAUUCGUGCUUGGAAGACAGUCGACUGCAGUCGGCGCUGUCGUGCGAUAGCUCGCGAUCGCGCGACCGGUCGCGCCGCAGCGAUUGUCGGUCGCUAGACGUAUCGGACACUUCGAGCGUGCAUUCGCGGUCGCCAUCUGCUUCUAUAACUAUGAUGGGCGGAGUUAGGCGGUGUCGCGCUCUAUACGACUGCUCAGCUGACAACGAGGACGAGCUAUCGUUCCGCGAGGGUGAAGUAAUAGUGGUCAUCAACGAGCGCACAGAAGAUGACAACUGGAUGGAGGGCCAAGUCGAAGGCACAGCUCGUCGCGGAAUGUUCCCUGUCUCUUUCGUACACAUGCUCCCGGACUAAAUGGUGACCACACGUCAAUAUUAAGCGUCAAUAAAACUGACCGGCAUGCGAUCGAACGAAGCGAAGUCUCCAUACGAGAGUAUUUAUCCUUAGCAACGUAGGAGUUCUGUAAACGCUGGCUGGUACAGCUUGAUAUGUUAACAAGGCAAAAAAAUUCAGCUCACUUAUGUCACUUGAUCGGGACCGAGUUGACGUUAUACCUAUCACUCCUGUGUUAGAGUGAAUGCAUGUGUUUAUGACGUUGGACUGCAAAUCUCAGAACACUCCCGACGUUGCAUAGCCCAGGUGGCAAAAAUCCUCUAUACUCUCAUUAAGUACUAAAAUCAUUAAAAAAAAAGGCGUAUUAUGUACAGAUACUGUAUUUAAACGCUUAAUGCGUAAUCUGAGUGGUGAUCAGAGGUCAAUAUGCAACCAAAUUGUGGUACUUUGUAUGUACCAGUGUUCAAUCAAUAUUCAGUCACUACAGAACAAAGUAAGAGCAUUAUUGAUAGUCUUGUUUGAAUUUAAACAUUUAUCUCACAAUGCUGUUCGUAGUACUACUUCUUAAUAAGGAUAAGAGUUAGAAAUUGUUUGUAAGCCUGAACUGAUUGUAACAGUGUCAUUAGUACUGAGUUACAAAUGCCUGUAAAUUGGGAAAUAUGAUGAAAUUAGUAACUUAUGCUGAAAUAUUUCACGGGAUUGAAUUACACUAGACAUGGUUGAUUCUGUGUUCAAUAUUGCAUCAAUCUCAAUAUAGUUUCUGGAGAAGGAUGGAGAACUUGUCAUGUUUACUCUAUUCUUUUGGCCUAAAGCUUUCGGCUUUCUUUCGAGUGGCCAUGAGCUUAUUUAUAAUAGUGUUUUUAUAAUUGAGUGUUGAUUACAUAUACAGAAGCUUUGCUGUGCAAUUGGUUUAUAAUCUAUGGUCAGUUGUUUAAUACUGUAAUAUUUGAAAAGGACCACACCCACUAGAAAACCUGUUAUCAAACGCAACACACGUUGUUGCUAUUUAAAACUGUUAUAUAAAGUUAUUCAAACUUGCUAAAUAUCUUACAGAGCACUUAUCAUUAGGCCUUACAUUAUUCAUAGCGAUAAAAGUUAAAAUGAAACAGUGUAUAAUUGUUUUUAUACAACAAUUUUAAUACUCAUAAAAUUUUCCAUUCCAAUUUAAAUAAUAUAACGUAUACAGUGUUUGGCAUUUCGGAAUAUAAAUUAGAACUAUUGUUAAAACUAAACAAAAUAGUGGGGAAGUGUUGAAUUUUAGUAUGCAGGCUGCAAGUUAUUAUGACACCAAUAUUGUAAAAUUGUGCCAGUAGCUAGUCCGUCCUGUCGCGGAUUUUUACUUGUAUUUUGAACGUUUUAUUACAUUUCUUAGAAAUGCUUUUUAGAGAUUUGCUCAUUGUUUUCAAAAUUCGUAAAAAAUAUUGAUCUUAGAAAAAAAAAGGAAAAAAAAUAUAUAAAAAGCAUGAAUGUGUAGUAUGUAAAGUAAGGUCUUUUUAACGCUGUACUCUAUCCAAAGCUCUUUUAAUUAUAUUUUAAUUUUCAUUUGUUAUUUUAAUUCAGCAUUCUCAGAGAACCUUUUGAGACCGUCAAUAUUAUGUAAAUGUAAUUAUUACGACAGGUUUUUAUUUUAAGAAAAUUAAACUUCUCUAAUUAAGCAUAGUAAUUGUAACCUUGUCUAACUGAUCUCUAAUUCAAGUCUAAUUGGACGUUAAUUGUAAAAUAUAAAAUUUAGAAAUGUCCUGUUUUAAGAUGAGAGCGUGAUUUGGAUUGUUGAGACGAAUAUCGUCUAUGUAAAGAAGAAUUAAUCAUUGUUAGGGAUGUAUUGUGAGAAUGUCUGUAAAAUAAGUAUUAGUGUUAACUCGGAUUUUUGUAUACAGCGAACAUGAAAACUGCUCAUAUAAAUUCAAAUUCGUCUGUGUAUUAAUAAAUUAAUGCUCGCUGUAUCCAAGAAUACCCGAAAAGUAGUCGUAUCUUUCAAAUAAAAUUCAAGUCAAUAUUGCAAAACAUUUAACAUCCAUAAUGUAAAUAAUUAUAAAUUAAAAUCACUAUAACGUUCAACAAUAUUAUUAUAAAAUAAUCAUUAAAAUAAUCAUAAUAUUGAAAACAAUGUAGGUGUCACAUCAGCAGAAAUAUGUGUAGGAUGUGUUAAUGUUUUGCAUAUUAUUGAUUAACCUAAUUAUAUUAAGAGUAAGUAUAAAAUGUUCUCGACAAAUAAAAAGUAUUAAAAUAUUCACAAGGAGAGUUGCCAUAAACAUUGACGUAGGCAUGUCUAUGGAUAGGCCAGAUAGCGAUUUGCCAAAAAGUAUUGUGAUCAGUAGUAAAAGAAAAGAUAUAUCAGCGACAAACUCUCGGACCAGUGGCUGUUUGUUGUCUAGUUUGUUCUCGUAGUUGAUAUUGAGGUGUCUUAGAUUGUUGGUGCAUGCUGUCUAUAGAGUUUAUAUUCUCAAAGGGAGCCAUGGUCCAGCUUUUAGUCAAAUGGAAUUGUAAAAAACGUUCUUAUUCAUCAAAUUAAAUACUGCCUGUAUUUUAUCUUCAACUGGCAACUUGACUUGUUUCGUUCCUAGUUCCUUCGUCUUGGACCAAAGAGUUUAUAUUACUGCAACGGAAUUAGACGGAAACCAGCGUGACCUAUGGCCCCCUUUGUGAUGCAGAAACUUUGAAUCUUGUUAUUACAUGAUAAAUUUUAACAUUUUCCAUGUUUAAUAGACAAACUACCAAUAACGUAUGCAAUACUUGUAGUGAUAGCAAUAGUGUUCCUUCUUAUGGAAUUAUCGAACAAUAAUUUAGUGAUGAUGAUUAUACCAUAUGUAUAAAUGUGUAUCGUUAUAUCCAACAGAUAUGUAGCCCUCAUUCAGCUAAUCUUCACAUUCCCAACCGUAUAAUUAAGUUGUAUGUAUAUUGAGUUGGAUAAAGGUCCCAUUAUAUUUAUAGGCUGUUACAAUUACAUUUUAAUCCAUUAAGAAGUUACCUGUAUACUGCGCCCGUUGCCAUACAUUAGUGUUAGUCGCUAAUAUUUAAUAUUGCUCACACUUAUCUGCAACAAAUGUUUCAACUAUCUAUUUGCAAUUUCAGUGUACCUCUUACUAAAUAUCCUCACCUACAAGCAAAUGGUUAUAAUUCGUUGAAGUAAAUCCGUAAAUAACAAAAUAGCACGAUAAAUGCAGUUAUUCUGUUUCCACUAUUGCCAUGCAUGAACUUGCGUGUAACGUUGCGACACAGCUAUGUAAAUAUGAAUAAAUAUUUUAUUAAUAUGCGUAUAUAGAUAGAUAUGUAGGAAAAACCUUAAUUUAUUAUUAUUUUGAGGAUGAUUUGUACCAGAAAAGUGACUAAAAUUAUCAGAUUUAAUCACUUUUCUGGUGCAUACUAUAUUUAUUAUUUAAUAUAUUGUGAAAAUCUAAUUGUGAUGAGAUAUUUUAAUGCCAUUUUAGCCUGUCAGUAUGUUACUUAUUAAAAGUUGUGUAACCAAAUGAUGCUAAUAGAGUGUAAGAUGUUUUACUAUUCUUUAUGAAGUUGUAGUUGAAAUAGUCUUUUCUAUUGUGUAUUGUAUGUGAACGGAAAUCUGUAUGAAUUUAUUAAUACAUCACUUUGAUGUUA
Ostrinia nubilalis (European corn borer) is the source of this 7012-nucleotide messenger RNA. It is a transcript of the gene Asap, whose product is annotated as arfGAP with SH3 domain, ANK repeat and PH domain-containing protein. Gene Ontology annotation, cellular component: cytoplasm. Gene Ontology annotation, biological process: positive regulation of GTPase activity; regulation of DNA-templated transcription. The coding region runs from base 215 to 3439 and encodes 1074 amino acids. NCBI's taxonomy places the organism in Eukaryota, Metazoa, Arthropoda, Insecta, Lepidoptera, Crambidae. Gene Ontology annotation, molecular function: sequence-specific DNA binding; protein binding; GTPase activator activity. The record is from RefSeq and is a predicted model, not a curated record. The transcript has 18 exons.